AUGACUGACCUCGACUUCGCUGAUGAUAUUGGCCUCGUAUCUGACACAGCAGAAAAAGCGCGGGUGCUGUUUCUUGCAGUAGAAUCUGAGUGCAUGAACAUCGGCCUCCACAUUAAUGCCAAAAAGACAAAGGUGCUAGCCUUCAACAUUGAGGACACAACAGUCGCCACUGAGAAGGAGCUGAAGGUCAGGAGGUCUCUGGCAUGGAGUGCGGCCCACUCAAUGAGGAAAGUGUGGAAAGCCCAGCUCAAUGACGACCUCAAGAGGCGACUCUUUGUAGCGAUGGUCGAGUCUGUACUGCUUUACGGAGCUGAAUCGUGGACCCUUACUGUAAAGCAGGAGAAAUCGCUUGAUGGCGUCUACACGAGGAUGUUGCGCAUGGCUCUGAAUGUCUCCUGGAAAGACCACAUCAGCAACAUCGACCUUUAUGGAGGCCUUCCACACAUCUCAGACAAGAUCAGGGAGAGGGGGAUGGCUCUGUAUCUGGCAGGCCAUUACAUCCGCCACCCAGAGCUAGCAGUCCACAACACCAUCCUGUGGGAGCCGACUCAUGGAACUGCAAGGAGGGGGCGGAGACGAGCCACGUACAUCGACACGGUUGGUCUCAGUGACACAGGGGAGCUGAGGACCCUAAUGCUGAAUAGGGAUGAGUGCAGGGCGGCGACCAAGUCCCGAGUUGGUGUAGGCUAG
This is a messenger RNA of Patiria miniata (bat star), 690 nucleotides long. RefSeq lists its product as uncharacterized. The coding region runs from base 1 to 690 and encodes 229 amino acids. The transcript is spliced from 2 exons. The record is from RefSeq and is a predicted model, not a curated record. NCBI's taxonomy places the organism in Eukaryota, Metazoa, Echinodermata, Asteroidea, Valvatida, Asterinidae.